This is a messenger RNA of Daphnia pulex (common water flea), 1030 nucleotides long. RefSeq lists its product as uncharacterized. Gene Ontology annotation, cellular component: membrane. Gene Ontology annotation, molecular function: proton channel activity. The record is from RefSeq and is a predicted model, not a curated record. Gene Ontology annotation, biological process: proton transmembrane transport. The transcript has 9 exons. Lineage: Eukaryota; Metazoa; Arthropoda; Branchiopoda; Diplostraca; Daphniidae. The coding region runs from base 431 to 949 and encodes 172 amino acids.
UGGGAAAAGAUGGCAUUUGACUCUUUUCUAUGGCUCCACGUGAUGGAAUGAUGCUUUUAUUCAUAAAGUGAUCAACAAUGAAUUGAAUUCAUAAAUUUGUAAUGGCUCAUCCCGCAGACAUGAGUUAACAUGUGAUUUUGGCUAUCAGGUAACUGUUGGACUAGGCAACCUAAUUGAAUGAAUCAAAAUCAGUGAAAGCCCCGGCGACAGCCGAGUCACCAGAAAGUGGAGAGCUGGACAUAAGCGGCUCAUCAACGGUUGGAGAAGAAGCGAAAAAGGAUGUUCAGCAAUCUCUUUUGAAACCCGCCAAAUUUGCGGGUGAACUGAAUCCAAUUGGAGCAGUAGGUCAAAAUUUGCGAAACGAAAAUCAAAUUACUUUGGCAACUAACCAGCCAUCAUUGCCAGUGCAAUCGAUAACCGGAGGUCACUGAUGCCGUCGUUUAGCACUGGCCAAAACAGUGGACCACAUCAUCCACACAAUCCCUCGGAGAAAGCCAUCAAAUUAUGGAAAGAACACGGCAAGCCGGCUACUGUGGACAUGCUUAGUGCUCUCUACGGAAUUAUUUUGGUAGUUAUGGGCGUGGCCUUUCCUACUUCUCAAGUCAUUUCCAUCAAGAUCCCAUCUCACUACUACGAGGGCUUCUACGCUUAUCUCUACUUUGUGUCUAUUGGUUUCUUCGGUUACAUUUACGUCCUCUUGCAAACCCAAUUCAACUCGUUCACGUGGAAAAAAAGUUGGCAUCAACUGGCACUGCGUCACAAGACACCCGAAACAAAAGCUGAGGACGAUUGCGCCUUUGAAGAAAAUCGAGUUUUAUCCAUGGAGGAUAUCAUGACCAAUCAACUCCGGGUGACUGCAGCAAACAACUCGAUCCCAGACGAAAUACAAAUCACGGAUCCUUUUACCUCCGCAUGGGAGCCAUCGGGUUAUAGAAGUAGUAGGUUAUAACUUCUCCAGUAUUUGGAGUUGGCUCAAUGAUCUAUUCGGGGCUGAAAUUUUCUCAAUACUUUGAAAGUUCGUCCAAUCCAU